ACUGACAUACUAGCAUUUAUUGUUUUUUUAUUGCCUCUCUGAGUUGGCUUUUGAAAGAGACACCAAGUGACAUGUUUAGGAAGGGUUUAAAAGUUUGACGUGGUUGGAUUAGGCAUUACUUGUCUAGUGAGGAGUGGAGGAUUGGAGCUUCUGUGGACUUCUGUGACCACUAGAGCAGCAAACCCAGCAAUGAAUAAUUCAACGGGCUGUUCAGCCAAUGCAACAGUUUGCAAUGGCACAUCCUGUGUAGUAACUUCUGGAAAUUUCAAUGCCAUUCUGAGUGUGGUCCUCAGUACCAUCUUGACCAUUCUCCUGGCUUUGGUAAUGUUCUCCAUGGGAUGCAAUGUGGAAAUCAAGAAAUUCCUAGGGCACAUAAGGCGGCCGUGGGGCAUAUGUGUUGGCUUCCUCUGUCAGUUUGGACUCAUGCCCCUCACAGGAUUCGUCCUGUCAGUGGCCUUUGGCAUCCUCCCCAUCCAAGCUGUAGUGGUGCUCAUCACAGGAUGCUGUCCAGGAGGAACUGCCUCCAACAUCUUGGCCUAUUGGGUUGAUGGCGACAUGGACCUGAGCGUCAGCAUGACCACAUGCUCCACGCUGCUGGCCCUGGGAAUGAUGCCGCUGUGCCUCUUUACCUAUACCAAAAUGUGGGUCGAGUCUGGGACGAUCGUAAUUCCCUAUAAUAACAUAGGUACGUCUUUGGUCACUCUUGUUGUUCCUGUUUCCAUUGGAAUGUUUGUUAAUCACAAAUGGCCCCAAAAAGCCAAGCUCAUACUUAAGAUUGGGUCCAUCACUGGCGCAAUCCUUAUUGUGGUCACAGCUGUGGUGGGAGGAAUACUGUACCAAAGUGCCUGGAUCAUCGCUCCCAAACUGUGGAUUAUAGGAAUGAUAUUUCCUGUGGCCGGUUACUCUCUAGGGUUUUUUCUGACUAGAAUAGCUGGUCAGCCCUGGCACAGGUGCCGAACAGUGGCUCUGGAGACAGGGAUGCAGAACACUCAGCUGUGCUCCACCAUAGUCCAGCUCUCCUUCACCCAAGAGCAGCUCAAUUACAUAUUCACAUUCCCACUCAUCUACAGCAUUUUCCAGCUCGUCUUUGCAGCAGUAUUCUUAGGAAUUUAUUUUGGAUACAAGAAAUAUUAUAGAAAAAACAAUGAGAAAUUUCCAGAGAGCAAAGACAACGAGAAAGUCCCCGAGUCAUCGCUCCAUAAGGUGAAUGAAGGCUUUCAACUAGAUGAAAAGUAGACACCAAAUGGACAAAAAAGAGGAAUUCUAAAGAACAUGCUUCAGCUAUAAGAAUAUUUAAUUAUUUGUUUUGAUGGGAUAUUUGUCAGGAAAAAGUUAAAGUCAAAAUUUAAAUUCUAAUGGAAUCCAUGUACUGGUUUUGGUACCAAGUGACUGUGGUCCAAAUCUUUAAUGUGA
Ceratotherium simum simum (southern white rhinoceros) is the source of this 1413-nucleotide messenger RNA. RefSeq names its product solute carrier family 10 member 2 (gene SLC10A2). The record is from RefSeq and is a predicted model, not a curated record. Gene Ontology annotation, biological process: bile acid and bile salt transport. Gene Ontology annotation, molecular function: bile acid:sodium symporter activity. NCBI's taxonomy places the organism in Eukaryota, Metazoa, Chordata, Mammalia, Perissodactyla, Rhinocerotidae. Gene Ontology annotation, cellular component: apical plasma membrane.